Molecule: messenger RNA, 3598 nt
Organism: Gracilinanus agilis (Agile Gracile Mouse Opossum)
Lineage: Eukaryota; Metazoa; Chordata; Mammalia; Didelphimorphia; Didelphidae
Gene: FBXO11
Product: F-box protein 11
Exons: 22
Coding region: 13-2544 (843 amino acids)
Biological process (GO): regulation of apoptotic process; ubiquitin-dependent protein catabolic process; protein ubiquitination
Molecular function (GO): zinc ion binding; protein binding
Source: RefSeq, a predicted model, not a curated record
GUACCUGCAGAUAUGGUUGCAGAAGAAUCAGGUCCUGGUGCACAAAAUAGUCCAUAUCAACUUCGUAGAAAAACUCUUCUACCUAAAAGAACAGCUUGUCCUACAAAGAACAAUAUGGAAGGUGCUUCUACUUCCACCACCGAAAAUUUUGGUCAUCGUGCAAAACGUGCUAGAGUUUCUGGAAAAUCACAAGACUUAUCAGCAGCACCAGCCGAACAAUACCUUCAAGAGAAAUUGCCAGAUGAAGUGGUUCUGAAGAUUUUUUCAUAUUUGUUGGAGCAAGAUCUUUGUAGAGCAGCUUGUGUGUGUAAGCGCUUCAGUGAGCUUGCUAAUGAUCCAAUUUUGUGGAAACGAUUAUACAUGGAAGUAUUUGAGUAUACACGUCCUAUGAUGCAUCCUGAACCUGGGAAAUUCUACCAGAUUAAUCCAGAAGAAUAUGAACAUCCAAAUCCUUGGAAAGAAAGCUUUCAGCAGUUGUAUAAAGGAGCACACGUAAAACCAGGAUUUGCUGAACAUUUCUACAGUAACCCUGCAAGAUAUAAAGGGAGAGAAAAUAUGCUAUAUUAUGACACCAUCGAAGAUGCAUUAGGUGGAGUACAGGAAGCUCAUUUUGAUGGACUUAUCUUUGUUCAUUCUGGUAUAUAUACUGAUGAAUGGAUAUACAUUGAAUCUCCAAUUACCAUGAUUGGUGCAGCACCUGGAAAAGUGGCAGACAAAGUCAUAAUCGAAAACACUAGAGAUUCAACUUUUGUUUUUAUGGAAGGUUCUGAGGAUGCUUAUGUUGGAUAUAUGACUAUCAGGUUCAACCCUGAUGAUAAAUCUGCUCAGCACCACAAUGCCCACCACUGCUUAGAGAUUACAGUGAACUGUAGCCCAAUAAUAGAUCACUGUAUUAUUCGAAGUACCUGUACAGUUGGAUCUGCAGUAUGUGUUAGUGGACAAGGAGCGUGUCCCACUAUCAAGCACUGCAACAUCAGCGACUGUGAGAAUGUCGGACUUUAUAUAACAGACCAUGCACAGGGGAUAUAUGAAGAUAAUGAGAUUUCCAAUAAUGCUUUAGCUGGGAUUUGGGUUAAAAAUCAUGGAAACCCCAUUAUUAGACGGAAUCACAUUCAUCAUGGACGUGAUGUUGGUGUGUUCACGUUUGACCAUGGCAUGGGUUACUUUGAAAGCUGUAAUAUACACAGGAACAGGAUAGCAGGCUUUGAGGUAAAAGCUUAUGCUAACCCUACCGUAGUUCGAUGUGAAAUCCACCAUGGUCAAACUGGAGGCAUUUACGUCCAUGAAAAAGGAAGAGGACAAUUCAUAGAGAAUAAAAUCUAUGCAAAUAAUUUUGCGGGUGUAUGGAUUACCUCAAAUAGUGACCCAACAAUAAGGGGGAAUUCAAUAUUUAAUGGAAAUCAAGGAGGAGUUUAUAUCUUUGGUGAUGGAAGAGGCCUUAUUGAAGGAAAUGACAUUUAUGGUAAUGCAUUAGCAGGAAUUCAGAUCAGAACAAAUAGUUGUCCCAUUGUUCGACAUAACAAAAUCCAUGAUGGUCAGCAUGGUGGGAUUUAUGUGCAUGAAAAAGGACAAGGUGUGAUAGAAGAAAAUGAAGUUUACAGUAAUACUCUGGCUGGAGUUUGGGUAACAACAGGAAGUACUCCGGUAUUGAGGAGAAACAGAAUACACAGUGGCAAGCAGGUUGGUGUUUACUUUUAUGACAAUGGACAUGGAGUACUAGAAGACAAUGACAUCUAUAAUCAUAUGUACUCGGGAGUUCAAAUAAGAACUGGAAGCAACCCUAAAAUUAGGCGCAACAAGAUCUGGGGAGGCCAGAAUGGUGGAAUUCUAGUUUAUAAUUCUGGUCUAGGCUGUAUAGAAGACAAUGAAAUUUUUGAUAAUGCAAUGGCUGGUGUUUGGAUUAAGACAGACAGUAAUCCUACACUAAGAAGAAAUAAAAUCCAUGAUGGAAGAGAUGGUGGCAUCUGUAUAUUUAAUGGAGGCCGAGGUCUCCUUGAAGAAAAUGAUAUUUUCAGAAAUGCUCAAGCUGGUGUGUUAAUCAGCACGAAUAGUCAUCCCGUCUUAAGGAAAAAUAGAAUAUUUGAUGGAUUUGCUGCAGGUAUUGAAAUUACAAAUCAUGCAACUGCAACACUAGAAGGCAAUCAAAUUUUUAAUAACCGGUUUGGAGGCUUAUUUCUAGCAUCUGGUGUUAAUGUAACAAUGAAAGAUAACAAAAUAAUGAACAACCAAGAUGCCAUAGAAAAGGCUGUUAGUAGAGGCCAAUGCUUAUAUAAAAUAUCAAGCUAUACCAGCUACCCCAUGCAUGACUUCUACAGAUGCCAUACUUGUAACACCACAGAUCGUAAUGCCAUAUGUGUGAACUGCAUUAAGAAGUGCCAUCAGGGACACGAUGUAGAAUUUAUUAGACAUGAUAGGUUUUUCUGUGACUGUGGUGCUGGAACACUGUCUAACCCCUGUACGUUAGCCGGCGAGCCUACACAUGAUACAGAUACACUAUAUGACUCUGCUCCACCUAUAGAAUCUAAUACGUUGCAGCACAAUUGAAUUCCUUCUCUAAGGAGAGUUCUACCAUUCUAACUUAAAACUAUUAAAAACUUUUGGAGGAAGAUACUUGCCCAUUUCUGCAGGAAGAGACUGUAAAAUGGAUAUAUAAGGUGUUGACACUAUGAAGCUCAACCUACCAAAAAGAAAGUGGCAAUAUAUUGACUCAGGAUCACAGAACUGGGUGUUUUAGCAUUACUGUGUAAAGACUUUUUGAAGGGACAGAAGUGAAGAAAAUAAGCUGCAAUUUUGUACAGAUACCAACUUCUGUAAAGCUGGUGUUUUUACAACUAGCAAUGAACGCAGUCCACUUUGCAGUAGUACUAUUCAGUAGACAGGCAGCAUUGUUGCUGCUUUUAUGGACAUGGGUACCAAUUGCUUUUGUAAUAUGGUAAAAAAAAAAUGUGAGCUAGCACUUCUGCAUUUUUGAUUUUUUUAACAUGUAUUCAGAUUGAGAUAUGAUUUUAAUGCUUUAAUCUCAUGUAGUUUGUUUUUAAUUUCAAGCAAAAUUGUACUUGAAUGUGUCCCAUUUUGUUAGCACACCUAGACUUGCUGUAACUGUACUCAUGUCCCAGUAUGUACGUUCUUUCUAUGAAAGAGAAAACACUAAUCUUAAAUUAUAUCCAGCAAUGUUUCUGGUAUCCUUUAAGAAAGUUAGACUAUUAUUUCCUUUCCUUCCCUUCCCUGUCCCAGCAGCAAUCAAAUCACCCCCCCUAGAAAAAGUGAGUGUUUUAAUGAGACUUCCUAGGAAGGGAUGCACUGUAAAACAAAGUAUUCUUGUAACUAAUUUUGUGAAAGGUAAAGCUACUAUGUUUUAAAGUACACUUUAGAAAGUCUCCUCAAAACAGUCCUGUAUUUUUAAUCUGUUCAUAGUUUUUUUUUGAACAGUCUAGACAUAACUGCUGGAAAUUAAAACAAUUUCCUGCUCUAAUGAAGCUGAGACAAGUAUAUAUACAGCCCUAUACAGUUUCAUAGCUUCCCCCUCCCCCAUUUAUGUGUAUUGGUGACAGUGGGUAAUCAAACAGCCUGAAAGUAUAUGCAUGUACCAUAACAUCUA